GCUACGUCACACCCGGAAGCGGCGGCCGGUCUGCGGGCUCAGGGUUCAGCCGGUCGGUCUGCCUGUCUGGCUGGGCUCCGUCCGGGGCGAGUGCAGCCGAGCAGAGCGAAGCCAUGAGCGGGGAGCCCGGGGCCGAUCUCGUAGAGUCCCCUCCAGGGGCGCCCCUGCCCGGCAGUGGGGUCCGCAUCGUGGUGGAGUACUGUGAACCUUGCGGAUUUGAGUCCACCUACCUGGAGCUGGCCAGCGCUGUGAAGGAAGAGUACCCUGGCAUCCAGAUAGAGUCACGCCUCGGUGGCACCGGAGCCUUCGAGAUUGAGAUCAAUGGGCAGUUGGUCUUUUCCAAGCUGGAGAAUGGGGGAUUUCCCUACGAAAAGGAUCUCAUUGAGGCUAUUCGAAGAGCCAGUAGUGGAGAACCUCUGGAAAAGAUCACCAAUAGCCGCCCCCCCUGUGUCAUCCUGUGACCCUUCAAGGUCUCCAGUUCCCUCCUAGGCCAGGGCUCCUUCCCUAUAUACCCCUCUGUCCUGGAUGCCUCUCCCAUAUUGGGGUCUUCUCCAUCUUAGCAAAGUCCUUCCUCAUUGGAGAUUAGGAUGAGAGUCCAUCUUGCUGACCAAGCAUCGGUUCAUCCCCAACAACCCUCUUGGUCUUGUCACCUCUCUUCCCACUCCCUCUGUGCUGAGAGAUCCUAGCCACUUCUUGGUGAAGCCAGGGGGCAAGAGCUUCAGAGAUUCCAGGUACAAGCCUGGCUGCUACCUCCCUAGAGAGGGGAUGUUCAACCCAAGCUCACAGUAGGGAGGAGAACACCCCCACCCCCAGUGUCUCAUAGAAAUUUCACAUCUACAAAUGUAUGCACGCACGGGUGCAUGCACGCUCGCGCGUGCACACACACACACACACACACACACGGUGCCUCGAAGAUGCCUGUACUCUCCCUUGCCUGGCAGUGCCAAUGAGAUGCCACCAAACUUCUAAUUUAUUCCCCACACACAACACAUCCCUUUAAUCUAGGGGAAACACCAAUUGUUGGCAAUAAAGUGACGCUGCUACUCUUUCCCCUCUGUGGUAUGCCCAGCUUGAGGUGUCUUAGCUUAGGAAGAUGUUCAACUGGAAGGAAUGGAAAGGAAAAGGAAAGAAAGAAGGGAGGGAAAGGGGAGGGAAAAACCGAUGCCCAGAAAGCUGAGCUUAACCAUCUAUUCUGCCCCAUCUCAGUCUCUCCCCAACACACCCACACUCACUUGGUCCCACCCCAAAACAACAGAUGUAACCCCCUUUCUACCAGGGGAUUGGAAUCCUUAUCCAGAAACAGACUUGGCAGAGGUCCCAGGUUCCCAUCGUGUCUGAUGGCCCCUUCCCCAAGUUCACAAAGUUCUCCCAUGCUUGGAGACCCCCAAGGAAGGAACUUCCCAUUCUGAAGCUUCAGUAGUACUGUUCCUUAUUUGUUUUUGUAUUUAUUAGUCUAGGCCUGUGAUUUCAUCAGCAUAGGGAACUCCCAUGUGGAAACUUCCUCCACCAUUGCUGUUCAGCUCUAAUUUAUAGUCUCAGAGAGUUGCCUGAAGCACUUGAGAGUUUGGAGCCCAAGGUUACCUGCUCGUGUGUGUCAGAGGUAGAAUUUGGAUAUCAGGUCUUCCUGACUUUAAGGCCCUCUGUUCAUUAAGCCAUUCUGCUGACCUUCACAUCUAAACUAAAUCCAGCUCGCUCCAUUUAAACAUAGCCUGGCGUCCCCAGGAUUCAUCUUGGAGAAGUUUCAGACCCCAUCACUCACCACCACCACCCAUCGCUGGGGGCCGGGAUAUACCCAGUUCUUGUCAGGGCCACACCACCCAGCUCUAGCCUGCUAAGACAGGGCCAGAGUGAUGCAUGUCAGCUAUGAGGACAAGGUGGGCAGAAGGUACAGAGAGAUCCCUAGACACAGGCCAGAAGCCAGCUGUUUUCCAAAAUAUAUUUGCAGAGAGGAUGGUGCAUCUCUUCUACACACUCCUCUCAUCAUUAAAAAAAAAAAGUUAAAAAAACAAAUUCAAAGGAAACAAUGUACAAAGGAUUCAAGGCUCUGGGGGUCCUUCCCCAACCCCCAUCACCAUCUCUGCCUCCAUUGUCUACUUGGAGCAGACAGAAGUCAGUUAGGUGCUCCGUCUCUGGAGAUGAGGUGUUAUCCCUGAUCGUGGGUCCUCUUUCCAUCUCCCUUUGGAUAUCUUCUCUGGUGUCUCUCGUAGUAGGAACCCUAGCUGGGGGAGCCAGGUGCAGGAGGAGCAGGAGACUUAGCCUGGGGCAUAUGUCCAGUGGAGAGAGCUGGCCAUAUACACCUGAAUUGCAGUUACGUUCCAAACCAAGAUUCCAGUCUAGGCAUCUGGAGCUCAGAAACCAAUAAAUAUACCCCCAGCAAGGGGCUGGGGACCUUAGAGCUGCCGGAAAGGGAAGGGAAGGGGCAUUGUGAUGAUAGCAACCCAGAUUUUUCUGUCUGUGGUCCGGCAAUCCCCCUUCUCACUCUGGCCAGAUAAUGGGUCAGGGCAUUCAAGAAUGGUCUGUUUUUCUUCCCCAACGUGAUAAGUGCAGUGCAGAGUUUCAGGGGAUCUCAGCAUUUGGGCCUUCCAGAGAUCACACAGUCAUAUCCAGACCCAAGUACUCAGGGUUCUCAGCUGUGGGGGUCGCUGCAAAGCCAUUAGGAGCAGCCCCUCGGUCAGGGGGAUCCUGGUCCCAGUAGUAGAGGUUGUCAAAGGCUGGGCUGAAGGCAGUUGGGGAAAGAUGAAGGGGACCGCCUCCAUGUGGGGCCAAGUACUCAGGGUUCUCCACAGCUGCACCAAAGGUAAAUGUGUCCUUCACCACUCCGUUCUUCCCUGGAGGAGGCAACUUGGGGCGUUCCAGGGUGGAGCUGGAUGGGUGAGGGGGAGUCAGGGUCCCCUCCAGAGGUGAAGGGGGUGGUAGGUGCACCUCUGGCUGGUUCACGUAUUCUGAAAUGUUGGAGAAAAAGAGAUCCUGGGUGUCAGGGAAAUUGAACCAUAUAUAGCUACCAGAAAGCCUUCCUUUUGAGGGGACUGCUUAGACCUUGGCUUAGGAAAGGGAGCACCUUGAUUUCCCUUCCUCCCUCUAAAACUAGCUUAAGCCCUUGAAGAAGCUGGCUCAGAAUUUUAGCUCCCAGGUCAGGGUGUCCAUACCUGGCAGGGGGCCACAGACAGGUGGGACAAUGUAGCCAUCCAUCUCAGGGGGCAGUGUCCCUGUGGGAUCCUCAGUGUAGCGCUGCAGGGGGCUGAGGUCUCGAGGGGGGAGCCCCUGUAGCCCCUUAGGGCUCCCUCCAGGGUCCCCAUCAAACACAUCUGAACCAGUCCCUUCCCAAGGCUCUGUUGAAGUUUGGGGAGUGUCAUCUUCUGAGCCUUCCAGUCCGCCUGGAAGCUCCCCGCCACUCUGGGGGCAAAAAUAGAGGAUUGUCAUGAGGGUGUGAAUAGAGGAGAGUCCUUCUUGGCUGGAGGGACAAGAUGGGAGCAUGGCCUGGUAACAGGCUGGGUUUCUCUUCCCAAUGGAUAUUGCCCCCACCCCUUACCCUUGUAGAAGAACUUCUGUGUCUUCUGUGGGCAGUGCCCCCAGGACCUGGAGCCAGGGGAGGGUCAGGGCAGAAGAAGCCUUGCUGGGGCACCAGGUAUUCUUCUGCAUCCACCAAGUCUCCCAUGUCGUCUUCUUCCAACAGUGAGCGGUAGAAAGUGCUGUCCAGGGGGCUGGCUGGGCCAGAAUCCUCAUUCUAAUGGGGGAACGGGACAAUCAUGCCAACCCCUUCACCAACGUGCUUGUCCCCAUCAUCGUGUGAAGUUGGGUGGGUUAGAGUUUAUUGGGGAAAAAAGGUCAGAAAACGAGGCAAGGCAGAUGGCGCCACAGGGUUUUGUGGAGGAAAUGCUGGCUGUAGGGAUGAGGAAUCGGGGAGCAGAAAGAGAAGGGUAAGACAGGUAGUAAGGAAAAUCCUGGGGCGUGAGGGUAGGGCUCAGGAGGCCUGCUAUUCAGUUUUGCACCCUUUCCUGUGUGGACAGGGAGGGGUGGGAUACAGCUUCUGUGCAGUUAGGUGUCCUAGUACCUGGAUGACCACAAAGCGCUGAGGGUCUCGGGCCAUUCGUGAGAAUUCAGUAACUAGCUCCCGGAACCGAGGCCGACACUCAGAGUCAAUCAUCCAACCUGGCAAAGGGGAACAAAAGGGGCCCCCUCAGCAACCAAAGAAACCCAUUGGCUUGUCAGGGAGAGGAAGCCCACUACAGUGUCUGAGCUGCCCUUUGGGCCAGGCCUUCCUCUGACUUGCAUUUAAAUUCCUGUGUCUUGAGUUCAACCCUUGGCUCUGUUACUCACUGGCCCUGUGACUGUGGGGGAGCCUUUGGGCCUUACUUUGCUCAUCCAUAAAUUGAGUGGCUUUGAUUGGAUGAUCUACAAAGGUCCCUUCCAGCUCAAAAUCAUUUUUUUAGGGUUAAAAUAUAUAUAUACACGUACACAUAUAUACAUAUAUAUUUUAUCUCUCAUUUGAUCCACACAACGAGCCUAGGGGAAUGCCAUUAUAGUCCCCCUUCUUCCAAUGAGGAAACUGAAGCAGAAAUAAACCCACAGAAGUUUCCCUGGACAUGUCCUGGGGAGCUCCCUUUAUUCGGUACAUCAUAAAGAGCACUUUCUGAAAAUCCUAGUUCAAGUCCUGGUUCCUAUGAUUGCCAGCCAUGUGACCCUGUUAGCUUUUUUGAAUCUCAGUUUUCUCAUAUGUAAACUGAGGAUAUAUCAUAACAAUACCUACACUCUAGCUCACAGGAACAUUUGGAAAAAAAAUGCUUCACGAACUAUCAGAUUGUCUAUAAAUGUGAGUAAUGCAUUAUUAUUAUUAGAAUUAUGGGCUAGUCUCCUACAUUUGACCAUGAUCAUGUAGACAUCGAUGGUGCAGACGGGGGGCUGGGGCAGUCGGUCCCCUUUCUCCAGCAGGUCAGGAAUCUCUCGGGCAGGAAUCCCCUCAUAUGGUUUAGCCCCAAAGGUCAUCAGUUCCCACACUGUCACCCCUGAGAAGAGAAAUAGGGAAGUCAUUAGACCGGUGAGAAUAAAUGCAGUCUCUGAGGCCCAAGCUUGAUUGGGGUUGGAUGGGUUGUCACAGGGGGAGAAGAGAAGGAUGGGAGUGGAAUGUGUAGAUACGAUGGAAUCUUCCCUGUUUAUCCCUUCCUUCCCAUUGGGAGAGAAAACGAUUAGCCAUGGCUUGGAGUCUGGUAGUCUGGCAUCCUGGGGCUAAUGCGGAGGAUGCAAAAGGACAUUCUCUCCCCAUUCCUGUUUUAGCAUCACAGACCUGAGAGGAGUGGAGUGGUGUGGGAAUAAGGGAGAAAUUGACCUCGGCCAUUCCUGCUUGCUAUUUACACCAGUUUUGGGGAGCAAGCUUCACCUGGGGUGAAUAGGGGUAAUGGUUCCCCUCAUCUAGCUCUUCUCUGUUCCUACACCAGUCCCCCACCUCACUCAGCACCGUAACACAGUAGUCAGCUGGCCUCAAUGCCAGGAAGACCUGGGGAAGUCACCUAACCUCUCAAUGCUCUGGGCAACUUUCUAAAUUCAUUGAAGGUAUCAGCCUUCACUAGAGGAAGUGUCCUAUUGGGGAACUCCUUUUACCGACGAAAUCAAAGGUAUAAUACCUAUCCUACAAUCCUCAAAUCCAUCUCUCUUCUUACACCAACUCCAUGCCCCUUUCCUUCCCAUGUUACUAUAAUUUUGCAAGGUCAAAUUACAAUAAACAGCAACAUUUAACAAA
Messenger RNA from Trichosurus vulpecula (common brushtail), 5734 nucleotides. RefSeq names its product migration and invasion enhancer 1 (gene MIEN1). Bases 114 to 461 code for a protein of 115 amino acids. The record is from RefSeq and is a predicted model, not a curated record. Gene Ontology annotation, biological process: negative regulation of apoptotic process; positive regulation of filopodium assembly. The transcript is spliced from 4 exons. Lineage: Eukaryota; Metazoa; Chordata; Mammalia; Diprotodontia; Phalangeridae.